AUGGCAGAUGAUAAGUUCGUCGGCCUCGCAAAGUCGGACUCAGCUGGGAUCAAAAAGGACACCAUCUCGAGCGAUAGAAACAGCAACGAUGUCGAAAGCCAUGCGGCCGUCUCUGAGGACAUUAUUGAUCCUAUCGCCGAAAAGGCACUCUGCCGCAAAUUCGAUCUCCGUCUGCUACCGGUUCUGGCUGUAAUGUAUUUAUUCAAUGCCCUUGAUAAAGGCAACCUGGGAAAUGCGCAGACCGCCGGGUUAUCCAAAGACCUAAACUUCAAACCGGGACAGUAUAACCAGAUCGUCGGGAUAUUCUUCGUCCCCUACGUCCUAUUCGCACCACCAGUAGCCAUGCUAGGCAAGAAAUACGGUCCAGCCCGCGUCCUCCCCAUUCUAAUGUUUUGCUUCGGCACUCUCACGCUUCUUACCGCGGCGGCGAAAAACUUUAGCGGUGUAUUUGCUCUGCGAUGGUUUCUGGGCAUGUCCGAGUCGGCAUUCUUCCCGCUUGUCAUCUACUACCUAACGACUUUCUACCGACGCGGUGAACUCGCGAGUCGUCUUGCUAUCUUCUACGCUGCCUCUAAUAUCGCCAAUGCUUUUAGCGGGUUACUUGCUUUCGGUGUCUUCCAGAUCAAAUCAACGCUCGUAGAUCACCCCUGGCGGUGGCUUUUCAUCGUCGAAGGUAGUGUUACGGUGUGCUUUUCGAUAUUUACCUUCUUCUAUUUGCCCCGUUCUGCCGCCGAGGCCCGGUUUUUGAACGAGGAGCAGAAAGCGCUAGCGUACCGCCGUAUACAGAUGGACAGUUCUUCUAUCGUUAAUGAGAAGUUCGUCCUGAGAGAGUCUCUAAAGAUAUUUAAGAGACCGACGACCUACGGCUUCCUGAUCAUUGAGAUAUGUCUCGGUGUACCUCUACAGGCAGUAUCUCUAUUCUUGCCCCAGAUCGUCCAGAGAUUGGUCAGCGAUACAGUUACGAUCAACCUGUAUACCGUUGCGCCUAAUGUCACAGGCGCUGUUAUGUUAUUAAUACUGGCCUUUACAUCUGAUGGCUUGCGAAUCCGGUUCCCUUUCGUAUGCCUCGGCUUCGCGUUUACGUUUAUCGGGUUUGUUAUAUACGCUUCGAUAACAGACGUUCAUGCGCAGAUACGAGUGGCCUACUUCGCAACAUUCAUGAUGUGCUGGGGAACCUCUGCACCGUCCGUAUUGCUAAGCACUUGGUAUAAUAACAAUGUGGCGCACGAGGGUGAACGUCUAACGUUGACCUCGGUUGGAGUCCCCUUGGCGAAUCUUAUGGGGAUAGUAUCCAGCAAUGUAUUCCAGGAGAAAGAUGCACCCAAGUACUUGCCUGCCCUAAUCACCACCGCGUCUUUUGGUGCUACUGGGUGUCUUGUUGCAGGAUGCCUGGGUCUUUACAUGCUGUGGGAUAAUAACAAUCGCAACCGCCGACAGGGCGUGAAUCUCACUGCGAAGGAUGUAUCAACGUUGCAGCUGAGAGAUGGUCCUAAAGUUCCGGAGUUUAGAUGGUUCUUGUAA
Daldinia childiae is the source of this 1521-nucleotide messenger RNA. RefSeq lists its product as uncharacterized. The transcript has 6 exons. The record is from RefSeq and is a predicted model, not a curated record. Bases 1 to 1521 code for a protein of 506 amino acids. Gene Ontology annotation, cellular component: membrane. NCBI's taxonomy places the organism in Eukaryota, Fungi, Ascomycota, Sordariomycetes, Xylariales, Hypoxylaceae. Gene Ontology annotation, biological process: transmembrane transport. Gene Ontology annotation, molecular function: transmembrane transporter activity.